Molecule: messenger RNA, 4794 nt
Organism: Nothobranchius furzeri (turquoise killifish)
Lineage: Eukaryota; Metazoa; Chordata; Actinopteri; Cyprinodontiformes; Nothobranchiidae
Source: RefSeq, a predicted model, not a curated record
GGAAGGAAGGAAGGAAGGAAGGAAGGAAGGAAGGAAGGAAGGAAGGAAGGAAGGAAGGAAGGAAGGAAGGAAGGAAGGAAGGAAAGACGGACAGACAGACAAUGAUCUUUUGUAUAGCGCCUCUCAUGAUAAAACUCAAGAGGUGCUUCACGAAAACAAAUUUUUUUUAAAUACAAACAAGAAUUUUUUUAAUGUGUUUAAAAUGACAAAAAAAUUAAAAGUUGUGAUUAAAAAAUCUAAAAAAAAAGGGGGGGGGGGGAAUCAUACUUUCUGUCAGAGUUCUGAAAUUUCUCCAUUUAAAAAUCCUGGUUUUAUUGAUUUCGUGAAAUUUUCAGAUUUUUCCAGUUCCCUCGGUAUUUAAGAUUCGUUGGACCUGAUAAACAUGAAAAAAAAUUAAAAAAUUAACCACUAUUGACACAUUUUCAAAAAUAAACAACUAAAGAUAAUCAGUUUAAAAGUUAUAAAUUAAAAUUAUGUCUCAAAAUAAUAAAACAGGUCUAUUAAAGAGAAUAAAAUAAGUCGAUGCCUACUGAAAAGUGGCCAAAUGUUGCAAGAAGCCUAUGUAGGGUCUCAGGAGGUUAAAGGUGAUGAUGAUGAUGCACUUCUUCAGAUGAAGGGUGGAGACUACAUAGAAGACAGCAGAGAAUUAUUUUAAUCCGUAUUGUUUAUUAUUUCUAAGAAACAUUUGAUGAAAUCCUCCUUUGAAUGGUACGUUUAGCAGCUCUGAUCAUUUGUUUUAUUGUUAAUACUUGAAAAUCGUUGUCGCCAAGCCCUUUAAAUGACGCCGUGCUGAACGCAUGAAAGACUUUCUUGUACAGAAGGCUCAAAUUUUGUAUGAGCUGCUCAACCAGGAAGGAAGGUUUUUUACUCACAAAUCAAAAAUAUUCAUUGUAAAAAAAGUUGUUAAAAUGCUUUACAUGUGACAAAUCAUCUGAUUUUACCACCGACAUAAAAACUGUUGUUUAGUCAUCGACAGAAUUGUUUGUUUACUUGUUUUUUAAUAUAUUUAAACACCGCAGAUAAAAAAAAUUUGAUGUUUAUCUUGAUAUGCACUGAAGAUGAUAAAUAAUUAUUUUUUCAUUGGACAGUUUAGCCUGGAGUCCUGGAAAUGUGAAAUUAAAAUGCAAAUUUCAUUUUAUUUCACUUUUUUUCAUUAAAGUCUGAACUUUAAGAAAAUCAACAAAAGUGAAAAGCCAAUAUCUGUACAAUUAUUAACGCGCUGUUUUUGUUUUAGCCUCAUGAAUAGAAGUAGAAGAGUUUUAUUUGCUUUAUGUGAUCAAAUAACAGUUUGUAUUGCUUGUGCAUUAAUUGUUGUUCAGUUUUUCUGAUAUUAUAGGUUUUAUUAUGUUUGAUUAAAAUUUCAGACUAAUUUCUAUGUUUUCUUGUUUUUAUGUAAAUUUUUCAUUUAAAUCAGAGUGUAUAAUUCUUUCUGAGCUCUUGUUUGGAGCAGCAAAGAUUUACCUCAUCCAACUCAAUCAGGUUCAUUUUGUCUCCCGUUAAAUGUUUUAAUUUGUUAUUUAAACUGAAGUAAAAUAAAUCUAAAUCCUGCCUUUGUGUUAAGAAACUCAGACGCUGAUCAGAUCGACUGGUUUUGUUUAAAUGUUAAAUAAAAGCUUGCUUAAUGCUUUUGUUGUUGCAUUUUAUACAUUUCCUGUUUUCUAAUGUUCAACAAGAACCGUGAAAAUCUGCUUUGUGGAGCCUUUUUGUCUAAAUUUAAAUGAACAAUUAAUUACUUAUUUCGAAGUGAUACAAAUCCACCGCUGUGGUCAGAAAUUAUGAGGCAUAAUUAUUGAAUCCUCUUUGCUGUUUAGUCUUUCAUCUGAAUCUUUUAUCUGUGAUCAUAUGAGGUUAGUACUUAACCACAUUUUAGACAGACAUAUUUUCAUAAAUAUGAAUCUGAUCAAAUGCACAUCUCAAAACUUUAAUUCCCCAAUAAAACAUUAAAUCCAGCUAAUUAAUGGCAUCUUUACUUUAGCCUGUGACCAAACUUCAGCUGUUUCUGCAAUCAUCAUGCCAGUUUAAUUGUGGUGCAGAGCCACAUUUUAUUUGUUAAUACCAUUGCCCCACCCCUUUUGGAACAUAGCCAUUUUUAAAUGUGUUUCUGUCUAAAAGGUAUGAUGUCAUGUGAAAUGACUGAUUAGCUAACUGCUAGUCUAAUACCAAGGACCAAAACAACAUGCAGAUAGUAAAUGUUCGGUGAAUUGUGCAAACGGUGUUUGAAAGAGAAUAUUACCUGUUCAUUUCACUUUACAUGGUCAUUUUGUCUGGACCAGACCUCCGCUACACUUAAUGUACUACACGUUUCUUCCACUGAUACUUGUGGUGGUAAGUAACCAUAUAAGUCAAUGUAAAUUACUGUAAAGCUAAAGAGUAGUCUAAAGGUGUAUAAAAUAGCAUUCUUGUGAACUUUAAAAGACUGAAGCUGCUUUUUAAGAUUGCAGCCAUACACUAUGGUUUUUAGCUACACUUUGACUAGCUGUUAGCUCAUCAGUCCUACAUGACAUGAUCAGAAUUCCUCCAAAAACGAUGUUCUAGCAGAAGCAUGCUUUAAAAUGGCUUUUCCUUUACGGGGGACACAAAUUGAGCAUGCAAACUGGAAACUGGGACAAAACAAAAAUAAACCCAGAGUUGAUGAUCAUCUAAAUACCAAGGAGUUAAAACAAAAGUAAAUUCCAGUAAUCCGAAACUAAAUAAAACAGCUUUGACUCCAUGUGGACUAUUGUCGCAAAUUAGCAUCAACCCUCAAAGCAUCCAGAUGGAUCAUCAGGAUUAGUACCUUCAUCAAUAAACUGUCAAAUCCUGUCCUAUGCAUAUCUACUGCCCACUUGUGGAGGAUCUAGAAGUUGUAAUUGCAUUGUUAUGUUCUGUAAUCACAUAAUAAAAUAAAACAGACUGUUAUAUAGUUGUUUUAUCAACACUGGCUAACAAUAAUAAGCUUAAAACACAUUUUAAACAUUUAUUAUCCGUAUUUCAGGUAUUAAGGGGUUAACAGAAAUUAAGGCAACAGUCAAUAAAAUAUAAAACAAAAAUAGCUUAUUUUUUUGUCUUGAAUUCAUGGUUUGCCUUCACAACUCGGUCAAAGCCCAGCAGUAAGAUGUUGCAGUAGAUUUCUCAUUUGUCUUGCUUGCAUCACCUGUUUACAGUUGAGUUGCAUCAGUGAGAAGAACAUUCAUCUGUGUUUCUGUAGAUAAAACACCCGAAGGAGCAGACCUGGUUUCAGCCUUCUUACAUCCUAACAUGAACCACAUGAAGAUCCCAGAUUAGAGGAAACAGACAAAUAAUAUCACUCUACAAUGGGGAGGACACAUAGUCCAAACAAGCAUGCAUGAAUUCAAUUUUAAUGAUACUUUACAUCCAUAAUUCAGUCAUAUCAUGAAUAUUCUUCUCAAACAUAUUGCUUCAUGAAAAAAAUCUUGACAGUAGGCGAGACAUAAACAUUAUUCAACUCUAGCCCUGAUGGCCCACUACUACAUAAACCCACCUUCUUCUAAACCUCCAUCUCAACCUAAACACGCCCAUUGUCCAACCAUCCAAUCACUGAGGAUGACCAAAAUGCUCAAGUUCACAUUAUUAGCCAAUUACAUCUCAAACAUGGUACAGCAUUAAGGGGAGAUAUUAAUUAACAAGAGAACUGGCGUAAUCCAAAAGUGCACAUUGGUUGUUGAGGUGUGACAUCAUCAGAUCCUCCAUCCAGCUGGUAGAUAUGGAGGCGUGUCGCGGACUGCAGUAAGGUAGGGAGAUAAAAACUAGUAACAAAACUUCACCUUACCUCCAUAAUCAUUUUUGCAUCCCUGUUUCUUCUUCCAGCAACAAGACCUUCUAACUACAAUGUUCAACGCCACCUUCAGUUCAGGCUUCAACCACACCAACAGCUCUACCAACCUCAGGACUUCUGGUGGACGUUUACUGUGGUACCUCUACCCAGAAUGUGCUUCGGCCCCUUACUGCUUUGCUUUCUACUACGGGGCCAAGGUGUUCAACUUAUUCCUUGGAACCCCUUGUAACAUCCUGGUCAUCUGGCAGAUAGCAACCAAGAAAACUAACUCUUCCACAUCGGACAUCUUCUUCUUCAACCUGGCUCUAAUAGAUGCCUUCUUCUGCUUAAUGACACCAAUAGACCUCCUCAACAGGAUGGUGUACGACAACAAGUUCAUCUGGUACAUUCAGAGACUAGCUUAUGGCCUCAAGGACCUAUCACCAUUCUUUCUUGUGUGUAUCUGCCUAGAUCGCUACAUGGCCGUGGUCCACCCCGUGCUUUACUCUGGUUACAGAGACAAAAACGCCAGAGUUGUCGUUUGUGUAGUGGUCUGGGUUCUCAUGCUGCCAUACAGCAUCACCAAGUCCAUCUUGGGAAUCUUGAGUGUGACCGACAUCUUCAGCGGAGUUAUCCUCUUUGCAUUUGCAGUUAUGGUGUUUUGCAACAUCUCUGUCGUCUGGGUUCUCCGUCGCUCAGUGGCGGGAAAGGAGGUGAUGCACCCAGUGAAGAAGAAAGCCUUCAAGAUGGUGAUGAAGAACCUAGCCAUCAUCGUGGUCAAUUACCUGCCACCUGUAGCCAUCAUGCCAUUCUUGUCAUAUUUCACGGUUGUUGAUUACCUGUGUUUUAUCAGCAUCAGUGUGUUUGGCAUCAUGGAUCUGAGCUGCAGCAUUGAGCCCCUCCUCUACAUCACAAAGAUGGAGAAAGUGGACGCCAUUUGCUGCAGGCAGAGCAUUUCUGAAAACCCACCUGAGGCUAACGGAUAAUCAUUCAAUACUCAACACUGAAACAUCAAAAUUGACUAAUUUAUGUAGAGAAAA